Messenger RNA from Falco peregrinus (peregrine falcon), 2279 nucleotides. RefSeq names its product neuromedin U receptor 1 (gene NMUR1). Bases 306 to 1604 code for a protein of 432 amino acids. Gene Ontology annotation, biological process: G protein-coupled receptor signaling pathway. The record is from RefSeq and is a predicted model, not a curated record. Gene Ontology annotation, molecular function: neuromedin U receptor activity. Gene Ontology annotation, cellular component: plasma membrane. Lineage: Eukaryota; Metazoa; Chordata; Aves; Falconiformes; Falconidae. The transcript is spliced from 3 exons.
GAUGGAUGCCGCACCACGCAGGCCACGCAAAUGGCAAAUCCCUGCGUUGCGAAGGCUGCUGGUGGGGCUGGAGGCGGCUGCACCUCCCUCCCCCGGGACUGUCUUAGAGUCAGUGGAGUUUAUUACUUUAACGUUAUUUCCUCUCUCUGAAGAGCAUCUUUUCAGCAGCGCUGCUUUGUGAACCAGGAGCCAGCCCCCAGCAGGGGUAGGGUCUCGGUGCCGGGUUUUGCUGCCCCAGCGGUGGGAGAGGAAGCCCCCGACUCACUCGCCAGCCUCUCUCUGAUGGAGGACGAGAGGGAGAAGCCAUGAAUCCGUACGUCAGCUGCUCCAGCCCUGAGUUCCCCCUGCCUCAGCAAGACUUUCCUGUGGAGCCCAUCAGCCCUGAUCUCUGCAACAGGACUCACCGAGCGACCUUGUUCGACCCCAAGGAUGCCAACCUGACAGAGGAACAGCUGCGGGAUAAGUACCUGGGACCCCGACGGUCUAGCUUCUUUGUCCCAGUCUGUGUCAUCUACCUGAUGAUCUUUGUGGUGGGGGCUGUGGGCAACACACUCACCUGCAUUGUCAUCCUCCGGCACCGGUUCAUGAGGACCCCCACCAACUACUACCUGUUCAGCCUGGCCGUGUCCGACCUGCUGGUGCUGCUGCUGGGGAUGCCGCUGGAGCUGUAUGACAUGUGGAGCAACUACCCCUUCCUGCUGGGCGCCAGCGGCUGCUAUUUCAAGACGUUGCUCUUCGAGGCCGUCUGCUUCGCUUCCAUCCUCAAUGUCACAGCCCUGAGCGUGGAGCGCUACAUCGCUGUGGUGCACCCACUCAAGGCCAAGUAUGUGGUGACCAGGAACCAUGCCAAGAGGGUCAUCAUCACUAUUUGGGUCUUGUCGGUCAUCUGCUCCAUCCCCAACACCAGCCUCCAUGGGCUGCAGCCUCUCUACGUGCCUGGCCGGGGGCGGGUGCCUGAUUCGGAGAUCUGCACCCUGGUGAAGCCACGCUUGACCUACAACCUCAUCAUCCAGAUUACCACCAUCGUCUUCUUCUUCCUGCCCAUGGGAACCAUCAGUGUCCUCUACCUGCUCAUUGGCCUGCAGCUCAAGAAGGAAAAGAUGUUGGAGACCUUGGGAGCGAAGUCCAGCGGCAGCGGCAAGUGCCACAACACCCGGGGGCAGAAGAAAGUCAAGAGGAGGCAGGUCACAAAGAUGCUGUUUGUGCUGGUGGUGGUGUUCGGGAUCUGCUGGGCCCCCUUCCACACAGACCGCCUUGUCUGGAGCUUCGUCUCCACCUGGACCAGCCACAUGCUCCACAUGUUCCAGUAUGUCCACAUCAUCUCGGGCGUCUUCUUCUACCUGAGCUCAGCCGCCAACCCCAUCCUCUACAACCUGAUGUCCACCCGCUUCCGGGAGAUGUUCAAGGAGGUGAUGUGCCAUGUUGGCCACGGUCCACUGCGGUCACGGAAAUACUCACCCAGUGUCACCCGCACCACCACCCGCAGCACUGAGUGCGAGCCCAUGCCCGGCACCAACGGGCUGCCCCUCUCUGAUGCUGACGAGUUCGAGCUCGAGGAGGUGGAGGGUGGCCAGGCCACCACCCAUGCAACAUCCCUCUGCUGAAGAGUGGGAGGACACAGGGGGACUGGGGUCAGCUUUCCCCACCACCAGCAUCCCCCUGACUAUGGCACCCAUCCCAUGGUGGGGAUCGGGGCAGGAGAGAUGGAGGCAUCCCUGCCUCUCUGUGCCAUCCCACUGGGAUGCAAAGACUGGUUCUCUUGACAGUGCUGCUCCAGGGACAUGGUGGCAGUGGCGAUGCUGUUGUGCCCUGGAUGAAAAAGUUUGUGGGUGCCUUAUCUCAGGAGACCUCCCCAGGGCCCUCUGGCAUCGACGUGCCCCUUAUUUUCUUGCACAUCUCUUCAGUGGUGCCAGCCAGUGUCUGGCUGCAGGGUGCUGGUGUGGCUCUCUGCUCCCAGCCUUCCGCCUGCCCUGCAUCCCGAGCCCAUGAGGGCAAGGGAAGAAGUACAGCUGCUCCCUCAAGAGCUGGAGUCUGUGGGGGAAAAUAUGGGACAAUGGGAGUCCCAGGCUGCCUGCAGCACCAAGGCACAGCGCUGUACCUGUCCAUGUACCCCAUGAAUAUGCCCUGCUCUCCCCUCUCUGACUCACAUCUGGUGGGUGCCACCCUCCUCUUCCUCAGCUCACCAUGGGCCCCUGCAACCCUGGGGAGUGUGUGGAGCCCUCCCUCCCCGCCCUGCAUGGGCUAAUCCUCAUUGAGAAUUAAAAAUGCCGUUGACCUGC